Messenger RNA from Lactuca sativa (garden lettuce), 1508 nucleotides. RefSeq names its product 3-isopropylmalate dehydrogenase, chloroplastic. Lineage: Eukaryota; Viridiplantae; Streptophyta; Magnoliopsida; Asterales; Asteraceae. Gene Ontology annotation, biological process: L-leucine biosynthetic process. The record is from RefSeq and is a predicted model, not a curated record. Gene Ontology annotation, molecular function: magnesium ion binding; 3-isopropylmalate dehydrogenase activity; NAD binding.
AAAGUGAGUUUUUAGGUUUUAAUAUUAUUCAUUGUCUAUCAUGUUGACAUAUAGGAAGGCACAUCGGCACCUAACCACAAGCUCUAUUUCAACGAUUCAACAAAUCCUCACCGUUGCGACGUCGUUUACCAUCAACAAUGGCGUCCUCAAUGCAAGCUCUCAACGUUAGACCCUUUGGAUUCAACUCUACAUCCGUUGUUCCUCAACGCCAGCCACGGCCGGUGAUUAUCCGGUGUUCCGCCGCCUCAUCCACCGCCAAAAGCUACAACAUCACUCUGCUUCCUGGCGAUGGAAUCGGCCCUGAAGUCAUCUCCGUCGCCAAGAACGUUCUUAAUCUUGCCGGCUCAAUCGAAGGGAUUGAAUUCAAGUUCAAUGAGAAGCUUAUGGGAGGCGCUGCUUUGGAUGCUACCGGAGUUCCGUUACCGGAGGAAACACUCACGGCUGCGAAGCAAUCUGAUGCCGUUCUUCUUGGUGCUAUUGGCGGGUAUAAAUGGGAUAAAAACGAGAAACAUUUGAAGCCUGAGACCGGAUUACUUCAGCUUCGUGAAGGUCUUAAGGUUUUUGCAAAUUUAAGGCCAGCAUCUGUUCUACCUCAGUUAGUGGAUGCUUCAACUUUGAAGAAAGAGGUUGCUGAAGGUGUUGAUUUGAUGGUUGUAAGGGAACUUACAGGAGGUAUCUACUUUGGAAAACCAAGAGGAUUUGGAACUGAUGAAAAUGGUAAUGAGAUUGGCUUCAACACCGAGGUUUAUGCAGCAUAUGAGAUUGACCGAAUUGCUCGUAUUGCAUUUGAGACAGCUCGAAAGCGCAGUGGCAAACUUUGUUCUGUUGACAAAGCAAAUGUCCUCGAGGCGUCAAUGUUGUGGAGGAAAAGGGUAAUAGCAAUAGCUGCAGAGUAUCCUGAUGUUGAACUCUCCCACAUGUAUGUAGACAAUGCAGCCAUGCAACUUGUCCGAAAUCCAAAACAGUUUGACACAAUAGUUACAAACAACAUAUUUGGUGAUAUUUUAUCAGAUGAGGCUUCAAUGAUCACUGGAAGCAUUGGAAUGCUUCCUUCUGCUAGUCUUAGUUCAUCGGGACCCGGACUAUUUGAACCAAUCCAUGGUUCUGCACCUGAUAUUGCUGGACAGGAUAAAGCAAACCCCUUGGCAACCAUUCUGAGUGCUGCAAUGCUUUUGAAAUAUGGCCUCGGUGAAGUGGCGGCAGCUGAGCGGAUUGAGCUGGCGGUGUUGGAUGCUUUAAAUCGGGGGUUUCGUACCGGUGACAUUUACUCAGAUGGGAAUAAAUUGGUUGGAUGCAAGGAGAUGGGGGAGGAAGUGUUGAAGUCGGUGGAUACAAAGAAAGUUGUAUCGGUUUAAAUAAAAAGUGAGUUUUUUUAGAGGUUGCUAUUAAUUUAUUAUCUCAUUUUGAGAUUAAUCAUCUUUGUUUUUUCGGCUCUUUUUAUUGAAAAUUAUUGUAUGUAAUGUGAAAUUGUGGGAGUUUUUCAAUCGAAAGUUUUUGGAGUUUAUAAA